ACAGGGAUUUCUCAGAACAAUUGCUCUCUCUCUCUCUCUCUCUGCUUUUUCUUACGAUUGUCAUUGUCAUUAAUUAAUCAGUAAAUGCUUUUAUUAUUUUAUCUGCCUCUGCUGCUAAUAUCCCAGCCAGGGUUAAAAAAAACUAACCCAACCCAACCCUUUAGGUUUAGACUUUAGAAUCGGAUAGCCCCAGCCCAAAGCAAGAAAAUAGUAAAAGAAGCCUCCUCCCCUUCCCCCACUUGUCGUAUUAUUUAUUUAUACAUCUAUCUCUUCUGCCAUGUCUGCUGUUUUAUAAUUAUUAUAUGUACUUUGCCAUUAUCUAGCUUUGCAUGCUGUUAGAGCUCGAGGAGGUGGUGGUGGAGGAAGCUCCCAGCAGCAGCUAUGGCGGCUAAGAAGGCCUUUGAGUCUUUAUCUAAGAGCUUUAUACAAGAGGUUCAGAGAUGGGGAUGUAUGAAGCAGACUGGGGUCAGUUUGAGGUACAUGAUGGAGUUUGGCUCCAGGCCUACUUCUAAGAAUUUGUUGAUUUCUGCUCAGUUUCUUCAUAAGGAAUUGCCUAUUCGAAUUGCUCGCCGAGUUAUUGAUCUCCAGUCUCUCCCUUAUGGUUUAUCUGAUAAACCCGCUGUUUUAAAGGUGCGAGAUUGGUAUCUGGAUUCUUUCCGUGAUCUUAGAUCCUUUCCUGAUAUCAAGGACUCAAAUGAUGAGAAGGACUUUACUCAAAUGAUUAAGGCAAUUAAGGUCAGACACAACAACGUGGUCCCUAUGAUGGCCUUAGGUGUUCAACAGUUGAAGAAAGGCAUGGAUCCUAAGAUUGUUUAUGAAGAUCUUGAUGAGAUUCAUAACUUUUUGGAUAGGUUUUACAUGUCUAGAAUUGGAAUCAGAAUGCUCAUUGGGCAGCAUGUGGAGUUGCACAAUCCCAACCCCCCUCCUCAUUGCAUAGGUUAUAUUCAUACAAAAAUGUCUCCUGUCGAGGUAGCCCGAAAUGCCACUGAGGACGCCCGUGCUAUCUGUCUGCGGGAAUAUGGUAGUGCUCCCAAUGUUAGUAUUUAUGGUGAUCCCAGCUUCACUUUCCCGUAUGUUCCAGCACACUUGCAUCUUAUGGUGUUUGAGUUGGUCAAGAAUUCCUUGCGUGCUGUGCAAGAACGCUACAUGGACUCUGACAAAGUAGCCCCUCCUGUACGAUUAAUAGUCGCUGAAGGAAUUGAGGAUGUCACUAUCAAGGUAUCAGAUGAAGGGGGUGGUAUUCCAAGAAGUGGUCUUCCCAAAAUUUUCACAUACCUUUACAGUACCGCAAAAAACCCACUGGAUGAGCAUGCUGAUCUUGGAACAGCUGAUACAGUAACAAUGGCUGGAUAUGGAUAUGGGCUACCAAUUAGCCGCUUGUAUGCUCGGUAUUUUGGAGGCGAUCUGCAAGUUAUUUCUAUGGAAGGAUAUGGUACUGAUGCAUAUCUUCAUUUGCUGCGACUGGGAGAUUCACAAGAGCCCCUGCCAUGAGUGUUCAACUUCAGAGUUGACCUUACCGAACUUCUCAGAAUUGACCAUGCAAUUCUCUCUUCUCUCUCUUUCUUUUUUCCCUUCCUUUUCAAUAGUAGGAGGAGUAUCCGUCAUUGAUGAAAUUUGAACCGCAGUAUAUAUUUGAAGGAUGCGACAUGUUGAUUCUUCAGUCUAACAAAUUGGCAGUCCUUGAGCAUACUUGAAUUGCUCUUAUAUAUCUAGUAGCUUCAGCAGUCGUUCAUUUGUUUUA
This is a messenger RNA of Ricinus communis (castor bean), 1741 nucleotides long. Its product is annotated as pyruvate dehydrogenase (acetyl-transferring) kinase, mitochondrial. The transcript has 6 exons. The record is from RefSeq and is a predicted model, not a curated record. Gene Ontology annotation, cellular component: mitochondrion. Lineage: Eukaryota; Viridiplantae; Streptophyta; Magnoliopsida; Malpighiales; Euphorbiaceae. Gene Ontology annotation, biological process: regulation of glucose metabolic process; protein phosphorylation. Bases 382 to 1491 code for a protein of 369 amino acids. Gene Ontology annotation, molecular function: pyruvate dehydrogenase (acetyl-transferring) kinase activity.